AUGGAGCCUGCGGCUUCCCUGCGCGUCUCCCUGCCGGACCCCCUGCUCUUCUUCCCGCUCCUCGGCCUGUCGGCGCUGGUCUCAGCCCAGUUUACAGUCGUGGGACCGGAUGAGCCCAUCCUGGCCAUGGUGGGAGAACGCACCGCGCUCCCCUGCCACCUGUCGCCUGAGCAAAGCGCGGAGGACAUGGAGGUGCGGUGGUGCCGGGCUCGGCUCUCCCCGGCGGUGCUGGUGUACGUGGGCGGGCGCGAGCGGCCCGAGGAGCAGAUGGCACAGUACCGCGGACGGACCACCUUUGUGAGCGGGGACAUUAGCCAGGGGAGGGUGGCCCUCGUCAUUCACAACGUCACAGCCCACGACGACGGCGUCUACCGCUGCUACUUCCAGCGAGGCAGGUCCUACGACGAGGCCGCCAUGCGCCUGGUGGUGGCAGGCCUGGGCUCCACGCCCCUCAUUGAGAUGAAGGGCCAUGAGGAUGAGGGCAUCCGACUGGAAUGCACGUCGGAAGGGUGGUACCCCGAGCCCCACGCAGUGUGGAGGGACCCGUAUGGUGAGGUCACACCCGCCCUGGAGGAGGCUUACGCCCAGGAUGCUGACGGCCUCUUCAGGGUCACCUUGUCCGUGAUUAUCGCGGACAGCUCCGUGAGGAACAUGUCCUGCUCCGUCAACAACACGCUGCUCGGCCAGGAGAAGGACUCUGUGAUCUUCAUUCCAGAACCCUUGAUCCCCAGCUCGUCUCCCUUCCCCUGGAUGGGGGCCCUGGCUGUCGUCCUGCCUGCUCUGCUCCUCCUCAUCGUCAUCCUCGGCAGCAUCUGUCUCGUCAGGAAACUCCGAAGGAGAAAAGAAGCUCUGUCCCUGGAAAAAGAUCUUGAAAAUAAAGAGAAAGAGAUGGCACAGCAACUUCAAGAAGAAUUGCGAUGGAGAAGAGGCCUCCUACACGCGGCCGACGUGGUCCUGGACCCCGAGACGGCGCACCCCGAGCUCUUCCUGUCCGAGGACCGGCGGAGCGUGCGGCGGGGGCCCUGGCGGCAGAGCCUGCCCGACACCCCCGCCAGGUUCGACUGCCGGCCCUGCGUGCUGGGCGCCCCGCGCCUCGCGGCCGGGCGGCACUGCUGGGAGGUGGCGGUGGAGCGCGUCAUGGGCUGGUCCGUGGGCGUGUGCGCGGAGGGCGCGGAGAGGCGCGGCGAGGCCCCGCUGGCCCCCGAGCACGGCUUCUGGGCCCUGGAGAUGUUCGAGGGCCGGUACCGGGCGCUGGCCUCGCCCGAGCGGGUGCUGCCCGUGCGGGAGCGCCUCCGCCGCGUGGCCGUGUUCCUGGACUACGAGGCCGGGGACGUGUCCUUCUACAACACGCGGGACCGCUCGCACCUCUACAGCUGCCCCCGCGCGCGCUUCUCGGGGCCCCUGCGCCCCUUCUUCAGGCUGGGCUCCGACGACGGCGCCCUGUCCGUCUGCCCCGCGUUCACGGGGGCCCGGGGCGUCCCGGUGCCCGAGGGCGGCCUGGUCCUUCACAGGGCGGGGGCCCAGCGCAGCCUCCAGUUCCCUGGUCUCCUCCGAGGAGAGUAG
Molecule: messenger RNA, 1563 nt
Organism: Eptesicus fuscus (big brown bat)
Lineage: Eukaryota; Metazoa; Chordata; Mammalia; Chiroptera; Vespertilionidae
Product: butyrophilin subfamily 2 member A2-like
Exons: 7
Coding region: 1-1563 (520 amino acids)
Biological process (GO): regulation of cytokine production; T cell receptor signaling pathway
Cellular component (GO): external side of plasma membrane
Molecular function (GO): signaling receptor binding
Source: RefSeq, a predicted model, not a curated record